Messenger RNA from Schizophyllum commune H4-8, 1343 nucleotides. RefSeq lists its product as uncharacterized. The transcript has 20 exons. Lineage: Eukaryota; Fungi; Basidiomycota; Agaricomycetes; Agaricales; Schizophyllaceae. Bases 179 to 1123 code for a protein of 314 amino acids. The record is from RefSeq and is a predicted model, not a curated record.
CCCGCCGCCAACGUGGCUUUCAUGUCGACGGUCUUUAUGAGGGUGGGUGACUCGAAGAAGGGCGAUCGCGCUGCCCCUUCCUCCUCCGGUACCGCCAUCCUUGCCAGACCAUUCAUUUCACCCCUGCUCGCUGCACUGACUCGCGAUGCUGACUCCGACGAUUCAUAACACGCUCGGGAUGCUCUUUGAUUCCCUGGUCGUGUCUACGGCACUGUAUGGCGCCGGGAUGCUGCAGGGCUGGUACUACUACCGUCGCUACUCGCAGAAGGACCACUGGGCGGUUAAGUCGGUGAUCGGCCUUGUCCUACUUUUGGACACCCUGCAGCAGGGCAUGUUCGCGGCUUCUGUAUACCGUUAUUGCGUCUCGAACUUGGGGAAUCCCGCCUUCCUCGGCGUGUUGGACGAAGUCCUGAUCAUCCAAAUAUUCUUCGUCGCCGCUAUAGCGCUGGCUGUGCAGCUCUUUUACUGCUAUCGCGUGCUUAUGCUGAGCAAGAAGAAUUGGUUUGUUACUCUCUUCCUAGUCUUGAUGGCUACGAGCGCAUUUGCCACCGUCUUCACCUACUGCGGUUUCGCCGUCCGCUACGAGAUGUUCGCCGACCUCGCUCGAUUAAAAAGCAUCUCGAUUGCAGUCAAUGUUACGUCGGCUGCGACGGACGUAGGCAUCUCCCUGGCCAUGAUAUGGUAUUUGCGAAGGGCCAGGACGGGCUUCAAGCGGUCGAACGACUUGAUCAAGCGACUUAUCAUGUUCACAUUCAAUACCGGCCUUCCGACAAGCGCUGUGGCUAUUUUCGCUUGCAUCGCCAUUAACGUGUGGCCCAACACCUUCAUUUAUAUGUUCUUCUUCUUCCUCGAGGGGCGCCUCUACACCAACAGUCUGCUCGUUACACUCAACAGUCGCUCGUACAUCCGCAAUCCGGUGCCGGAAACCAGCGAAAGCUUUGGUCUUAGCACAGGACCCAGCCGUAGUCGCAGCCAAUACAACAGCAGCAGCCGCCCUGCGCCGGAUGCAAUUACUAUCAAGAUUGACACCGUUCAGCACUGCGACUACCAGCAGUCUUCUGAGUACUCGAAAGAGUCCACCUCUCCGGUCGAUGGCGAUAGUGACAAGAAUGUACUGCACUGAAAAGCUCUUGGGGACUGUACAUAGCCAUAUACACGUACAUUUUCUUGAUUGACCUCGCUGUUGUAUUGCCGUGUUUGUAUGGAUGGGUCCAGGUUCAAUUGCGUUGCUGAUGGUGCGGAUGUUGCGACGGAACAGAAUCAGUCCGGACAUCGGACUCCGUAAAUUGUACGCGCCCAGUACGCGCUCCCUUCAGGCGCCCUCAGACCGGCGCGUAGGCUCC